GUUUCCAUCCGGGUCCUUGUGUUCCGCGCUCCCGCGCCGGCGGCGACCGCCCGGUGUUUGUUGGGUGUUGAUUACUCCCGCUGCUCCAGCUUUCGAAGAGCCGGUGGGUCAGCGGUUUGCGGAGUGAAUGGGCCCAGCAGCCCUCCCAGUUGAAGUGGGUCGGCAUCCUCCGCCUUCCGGGCAGGGACAGCUGACAUCUGUGCUGCUUCUCGACUCUCAUCGGGAUCAGUCACGAACACGCGUGGCCAGGCCACCCCUGCCCAGCGCGCUUCUUCGUGGCCCGGGCUUCAGAGACCUUUUCAAGAUUGAACUUCUUGUCCUGGACGCUGUGCAUCAUCAUAAUGAGGCUUGUAAUUCUUGAUAACUAUGACUUGGCUAGUGAAUGGGCGGCCAAAUACAUCUGUAAUCGCAUCAUUCAGUUCAAACCUGGACAGGACAGAUAUUUUACCCUGGGUUUACCUACAGGGAGUACACCUUUAGGAUGUUAUAAAAAACUAAUAGAAUAUCACAAGAAUGGAGACCUUUCUUUUAAAUAUGUGAAGACCUUUAACAUGGAUGAAUAUGUUGGACUUCCCAGAAAUCAUCCUGAAAGCUAUCAUUCUUAUAUGUGGAAUAACUUUUUUAAGCAUAUUGAUAUAGACCCUAAUAAUGCUCAUAUCCUUGAUGGAAAUGCUGCAGAUUUGCAAGCAGAAUGUGAUGCAUUUGAAAAGAAAAUUAAAGAAGCUGGAGGAAUAGAUCUUUUUGUUGGAGGAAUAGGUCCAGAUGGUCAUAUCGCUUUCAAUGAGCCAGGAUCCAGUUUAGUGUCAAGAACAAGAUUAAAGACUCUAGCAAUGGACACCAUUUUGGCAAAUGCUAAAUAUUUUGAUGGAGAUUUGUCGAAAGUGCCAACUAUGGCUCUAACAGUUGGUGUGGGGACAGUGAUGGAUGCGAGAGAAGUAAUGAUCCUCAUAACAGGUGCGCACAAGGCAUUUGCCCUGUACAAAGCAAUAGAAGAAGGAGUCAAUCACAUGUGGACUGUUUCAGCUUUCCAGCAGCAUCCCCGAACAAUUUUUGUAUGUGAUGAAGAUGCUACUUUAGAAUUAAGAGUUAAAACUGUGAAAUACUUUAAAGGUUUAAUGCAUGUGCACAAUAAACUUGUGGAUCCACUAUACAGUAUGAAAGAAGGAGAUUGAAGGAGAUUGGAGCAAAAAUUCUGCUUGAAUGAACAAAACACUUUAUAAGUAGUGAAUUUUCAGCUAUGCAAUAUGAUAGAACAUGGGGAAUUUUGAAGAUUGUCACUUUAAAAGUCCAAUAUCUAUAUGUUAAACAUUCCAUAGUUAGAAUGUGUUUAUUUUGCACUAGGACUUGCUUAGAAGUAGUUGGCUCUCACAACUGUUCAGUUGUUUAUUAGCCAGCCUGUAAAAACAAUGCAGAAAUGCAGUACCCACCUGUUUUUUUUUUUUUUUUUUGAAGUCAUUUUAAAGAUUCUGUUCAUCAAGUACUGUUUUAUAAUAUGACUCCAAUGGCAUAAAAUAGAUUUUAAUUUUUAUCACAUGAAGACACUCCAAACUUUUCAGGUUAUCAAACAGCUGUCAUUGCAGACUGACUUCUGGAACGCCGUCUGUAUAUUUUCUGUGCAUCACACACAAGCUUUGCUGCACGUGGUUGCCUUAGUCAUUUCUGCAGUAACAUCAGGACAUCAAAAAGUCCUG
Molecule: messenger RNA, 1691 nt
Organism: Loxodonta africana (African savanna elephant)
Lineage: Eukaryota; Metazoa; Chordata; Mammalia; Proboscidea; Elephantidae
Gene: GNPDA2
Product: glucosamine-6-phosphate deaminase 2
Exons: 8
Coding region: 342-1172 (276 amino acids)
Biological process (GO): carbohydrate metabolic process; D-glucosamine catabolic process; N-acetylglucosamine catabolic process
Cellular component (GO): cytoplasm
Molecular function (GO): glucosamine-6-phosphate deaminase activity; identical protein binding
Source: RefSeq, a predicted model, not a curated record